CUCCGCGUGCUUCCAGAGAGAGAUCCAGAUCCCCCUCCCUUUUAAUCUCCAAUGACCCGUCCUUAUUCUUAAAAGACACCCAGGAUUUUUCUUUAAUUCUGUACCCCUUUCUGUUCCCCUGAUUGUCAAUGAGGACCAGGCUACAUACUUCACCACUCCCAAAAUUGCCGCGACGGUUACUUCUCCCUUCUUCCACUCUCGCCCUGCCUAUUCUUGCAUAAUCCCCCCAGUAUCUUUGAGGAACAGAUUUUGUGCCUCCCCAGGCCUGCUAUCCCAAAUCUAAUACUUUCUUUUUCCCCCGCCCUGUUCCUGACUAGACCCAGACCCUCUGACCUCCUGGUUCUCACUUUCAUCCCCCGGGCACCAUGCCACUGGCCCGCAGCCUCUCAGUGACCUCUCUGACAGGAUUAGAGGACUGGGAUGAUGAACUUGACCUAGAGAAUGCCAUCCUUUUUGAGGUGGCUUGGGAGGUAGCCAAUAAAGUUGGUGGUAUCUAUACGGUUAUCCAGACCAAAGCCAAGAUUACGCUGGAUGAGUGGGGUGAUAAUUACUUCCUGAUCGGGCCUUACCUGGAGCUGAAUGUCCGCACACAGGUGGAGCUCAUAGAGCCACCCAAUCCUGCCAUCCGCCGCACCAUUGACUCCAUGAAUGCAAAAGGAUGCAAAGUUUAUUUUGGCCGCUGGCUGAUUGAGGGGGGACCGUAUGUUAUUCUCAUUGAUAUCGGGGCAACUGCCUGGAGCUUGGACCGCUGGAAGACAGAGUUGUGGGAAAGCUGCUCCAUCGGGAUUCCCUGGUACGACCGAGAGGCUAAUGAUGCAGUACUCUUUGGCUUCCUCACAGCCUGGUUUCUUGGGGAGUUUUCUGCACAGUGCGAAGAGAAGCCUUUCAUCAUUGGCCAUUUCCACGAAUGGUUGGCUGGGGUUGGCCUCUUCCUCUGUCGGGUCCGGAAGCUUCCAGUGGCUACCAUCUUCACCACCCAUGCCACCUUGCUUGGCCGCUACUUGUGUGCAGGCAGUGUGGACUUCUACAACAACCUGCAGAAUUUUAACUUGGACAAGGAGGCUGGAGACCGGCAGAUCUACCACCGUUACUGCAUGGAGCGUGCUGCUGUUCACUGCACACAUGUUUUCACCACUGUCUCCCAGAUCACAGCUGUGGAAGCUGAACACCUGUUAAAACGGAAGCCAGAUAUUGUGACUCCGAACGGUCUGAACGUCAAGAAGUUCUCUGCUAUGCAUGAAUUCCAGAACCUCCACGCCCAGAGCAAAGCCCGUAUCCAGGAGUUUGUCCGCGGCCACUUCUACGGGCACCUGGACUUCAACCUUGACAAGACUAUUUUCUUCUUUAUUGCUGGACGCUAUGAAUAUUCCAACAAAGGUGCUGAUAUUUUCUUGGAAGCUCUGGCCCGGCUCAACUAUCUGUUGAGGGUGAACGGCAGCCAGACCACAGUGGUGGCAUUCUUCAUCAUGCCAGCCCGGACCAACAACUUCAACGUGGAGACUCUGAAAGGCCAGGCAGUCCGCAAACAGCUGUGGGAUACAGCUAACGCGGUAAAAGAGAAGUUUGGCAAGAAACUCUACGAAUCACUCCUUGUGGGGAAUCUUCCUGAUAUGAACAAAAUGCUGGACAAAGAGGAUUUCACCAUGAUGAAGAGAGCCAUCUUUGCUACCCAGCGCCAGUCUUUUCCCCCAAUCUGCACCCACAACAUGCUGGAUGAUUCCACCGACCCCAUCCUCAACACCAUCCGGCGCAUUGGCCUCUUCAACAGCAGCGCUGACCGUGUCAAGGUCAUCUUCCACCCAGAAUUCCUGUCUUCCACUAGUCCUCUCCUUCCGGUUGAUUAUGAGGAGUUUGUUAGAGGCUGCCAUUUGGGGGUCUUCCCUUCUUAUUAUGAGCCAUGGGGUUACACACCGGCUGAAUGCACCGUCAUGGGCAUUCCUAGCAUCUCUACGAACCUCUCUGGCUUUGGCUGCUUCAUGGAGGAACACAUAGCGGAUCCAUCUGCCUAUGGGAUCUAUAUCCUCGACCGACGUUUCCGGGCCUUGGAUGAGUCGUGCACACAGUUGACCUCUUUCCUCUAUAGCUUCUGUCAGCAGACGCGGCGGCAGCGCAUCAUCCAGCGAAACCGCACGGAGCGGCUUUCUGAUCUCUUAGAUUGGAAAUAUCUGGGCAGGUAUUACAUGUAUGCCCGGCAUAUGGCACUAGCAAAGGCAUUCCCUGACAACUUCACCUAUGAGCCACAUGAACCAACAGCGGCUCAGGGCUUCCGCUACCCACGCCCAGCCUCCGUGCCCCCGUCUCCCUCCAUCUCCCGCCACUCCAGCCCCCACCACAGUGAGACAGAAGAGGAGGACGAACGAUACGAUGAGGAAGAAGAGGCGGAAAAGGACAGGCAGAACAUCAAGACCUCAGCGCUGAUGGGCCCCGUCCCUGAGUGGCGGAAGCGCUCUAAGAAGGGCUCGAGUGAAGCCAGCACCUCCUCCAAUGCCAGCACCCCCAGUGACCUCAGUAGCCCCACCAACUCUCUGAUAGAGGAGAGGAAUUAGCUAGGCGGACACAGGUUGUGCCAGUUCACCCUCCCACUCUUUCCCAUGCCUCGCCCUGCCCUCCAUAGGUCAGCUGUUCUCUGGUGCUGGAUUCUGAAAUGGUCAGAGAGUGUAGUAGGUUCUAGCAUGUUCCAGGACCGAGGAGGGUCACGGGGUUGGCAGGUCUCUAAUGUUGGUCUGUAAGGUCACCCGCUCUGGAUCAGGCUGGGCAAAAGUUAGGGGGAGGAGAUGGCGCCUAUGUUCUGCAAUGGGUAGAAAAGAAGUUGCCAUUCCAGAACAUGAGGUACAUCUUUGUGUUCAGCCUGACCUAGAAUGUCAGGCGGCAUGUCUCCCACCCCUGGGCAUGUUCUUGCGUCCCGUGUGCUUCUAACCUUUUGGAAGGAGCUAUUUCGAUGUGUGUGAAUUGAGGAGAUGUCCUUGGGACACAGGUAUGUUUUCAGCGCUCAUGACUGAGCCCGUGACUGGGUAGGGGUGUAGUCUAGAGAUAUAGCAACGUUGCCUCCAGAUGCAUCACUGACUUGGAGAUACCGCAGCAUUUUAAACGAAUGUUUAGGGACAGAGUUCUCAGUCCUUUUUAUAACGCUAGAUUGCUGGUGUGGGACACACAUGAGUGCGUGUGACUCACAAAGUUCUAGAAUGUUCUGGAAUUCUAGGAGAGCAAGUGCUUGAGGAGUCCAGAAGCAUUUUUAAAAGCCAUCAGCCUGCUCUGCUCUAGAGUGCUGUUCAUCAGGAGAGUGGCAGGCUUUUCUGCUACAAUGCAUUUUGAAUAAAUUGGUGCAUUCUUAUCUUGCUUCUGAAUUGUAUUUUUCAAGGAAUGUGUGAAGCUAUUCAAAGCAAAGUCCCUAGAAUGUGAGAGGCAGGGAUUUGGGAUCUGUUGAAACAUGAAGUUACAGAGAUCCUAAAAUCUGGUACAGUCUGCUUGUUGCAGAACAUGUCCGGCUGAGAAUGUUCCUGCCAGCAAUGCUUGGCCUGGAAUCUGCUGCAAUGUUGCUGCUGUUUAAAACUAAUGGCUGACCCUCUUCAUGACUGUGGAAAGGUCUACAUAGGCUGCAUAAACAGAAUUUAGGAUUUAGACAGAAAGUGACACAAGUGGUCAAAGGAGAUUAAAUAUGUGUAUGUAUAUGGCAUUCUAGGAUGAAAGCAAACUAGAGUCCCUCUUGUAGUAUAAAUCACUGUUAUGUGGCUCUACUCUGGAAUGGAGCAGAACUAACCAGAAGUUUCUUUCUGUGUAGGGGCUAACAGGGAUGGCUUUUCUGCAGCCAUAUUCACAAGCUAGAAACUGUGUUUCUUCUAGUGGGCACACAAGAACAUCCUGGAAUAAUUCUCAGUGCAAUAUUAUUCAUUCUGUGUAUUUUUUAAAGUGCCAUGUUGAAUUUAAUGGGGGAGAAGCACAGUGAGUGCUUAAAUGUGAGUGGAACAAGCUAUGCAAUAGUAGUCUUAAAUUUGUCUUGCUUGAGGAAUGCAAGUCUUACAGGCAUCAUCCAUUCUUUAGACUAGAAUGUAGAGGACUUGUUGAAGGGUAAGCAGUUGUGAGUGGCGAUUGUUUCUAGAGAAUGCUGUAGAAGGUUGUGCACUAUGAAAUGUACAAGUUCUUGUGAUACAAGUUCUUUCAACAGCCUUGAUAGCUCUUCCAUAUGAAUCUCUGAAAAAGAAAAGCAAGCUUCUAGUGUUUUAAGAUGCACAUCAGUUUUAGCUGCUAUGCUGUCUAAAAUAUGUGGAGAGAAGGCCCUCCAGGGACAUAACUGUGGGUGUCUUGGAACACUAGGCAUAGUAGUUAAAAAUCAAAGCAUGCCGUAACAUUCUGGACUGCUGUGGUGCCAAUGGAACAUGAAGAUGUGAGCCUGUGAUGAUAUAGGAUAGAAUGACCAAAGUAGGUUCCAGACUUGUGCAGAGAAGUAGAAGGAAUGUUUCUGAAGGGUGCAUAACCCUUUAACAGUAGUUGUGGAUAUUCUGUCCAGCACAAGAGAGACUACCUUGAGGGCAAAGCAAAUACCAACACAGAGUCCCUUCCAUUCUGCACCUGCUGCCAACCUUGGCAUCCACAAGCAAGGAAAAUCACUUUUUUAAAAAACACUUUUCCUGUGGCCUCAAUUAUUGCAUCCCCUCUAAUCAUGCCUCCUGUUCCUAAUGACUGGCUAACUUUCUACGCUUGGAUGAUGAGCCAAAUUUCCUCUCCCUUCUCACCAAGCUGUUUUCUUCAUUCAAAAAGUUGAAGAUUUCAUGAGCCAACACCCCCUUUCUCCAAUCUCUCUCCCCCUCCCCCCCAACCAAGAAACACCUUAAUAGAUUUUAUUUAUGGUUGUUGAAAAAUGCUUGAGGUUUUUGUUUGGUGUCUUUUAUGUCUCCCCCCUCCCCCCGGUGUGGAAAAUCAACAUUGAAGAACAAAAGCUGCUUGCAAGACAACUGAAAAAUAUUUAAAUAAUAAAUUUUGCUUUGAAAAAGUG
Messenger RNA from Rhineura floridana, 4990 nucleotides. It is a transcript of the gene GYS1, whose product is annotated as glycogen synthase 1. The transcript is spliced from 17 exons. The record is from RefSeq and is a predicted model, not a curated record. Gene Ontology annotation, cellular component: cytoplasm. The coding region runs from base 366 to 2546 and encodes 726 amino acids. Gene Ontology annotation, biological process: glycogen biosynthetic process. NCBI's taxonomy places the organism in Eukaryota, Metazoa, Chordata, Lepidosauria, Squamata, Rhineuridae. Gene Ontology annotation, molecular function: alpha-1,4-glucan glucosyltransferase (UDP-glucose donor) activity.